AAAAAUGCUAGAAGACGGAGAUCUUUCCGUGGUGAGUGAUACAAAAACUAUUGGGUUAAAGUCUUGCGAAGGUGAAAUUUUCACUGUUAGUUUUAGAGUUGCUACAAUGUCAAACACUAUAAAGAAUAUGAUAGAAGACCUUAAUCUUGAAGAUGGAAUUAUAGAAGAAGUCCCACUUAAAAAUAUUAGUAGUCAUACUUUAAAAAAAAUAAUUGAAUAUUGCGAGUAUCAUGUAGACGAUGAUCCUGAUGAUCAAGACUGGGAAUUUUCUACUCCAACUACAGUUUCUGACUGGGAUUCCAAGCUUAUCGGAACAGACCAAGAAGAAAUCUUUGCUUUAAUACUAGCUGCUAAUUUUUUAGAUAUACCUUCACUCCUAGACGUGGGAUGCAAGACGGUGGCAAAUAUGAUAAAAGGCAAAGAGCCAGAAGAAAUUAGAAAAAUUUUCAACAUUGAAAAUGAUUUUACACCAGAAGAAGAAGAGGAAAUGCGAGCUGAAUAUGCUUGGCUGAAAGAUGAUUAAAUAAAAUCUGCUCUAGCAA
Messenger RNA from Zophobas morio, 542 nucleotides. RefSeq lists its product as uncharacterized. Bases 5 to 523 code for a protein of 172 amino acids. Gene Ontology annotation, biological process: SCF-dependent proteasomal ubiquitin-dependent protein catabolic process. NCBI's taxonomy places the organism in Eukaryota, Metazoa, Arthropoda, Insecta, Coleoptera, Tenebrionidae. The record is from RefSeq and is a predicted model, not a curated record. Gene Ontology annotation, molecular function: cullin family protein binding. Gene Ontology annotation, cellular component: nucleus; cytoplasm. The transcript is spliced from 4 exons.